AUGAGACUACGCAUCUCUAGGCCGCAUGCACGGGUCUCACAGGGUGAAUCUGCAUUUGCCGCAGGCAAUGCGCGGUGGACAAAUCGUGAUCUCGACCCGAUUGCCAAGAAUGCGCGCAAAUGGGGCGCACUCAGUAUAAUAGCAUAUUGGAUCUCCGAUGCUUUGCAAGCAGCGACAUGGCAAUUCGCCAGCGGUAUGAUUGCCGUCGGCCUCACAUACCGUGAAGCACUGGGCAUCGUUGCCUUAUCCUUCUUCAUCAUCUCAUUGGCCAUUUCAGCAAACGGUGCCGUGGGCGCCAUAUACCAUGUGCCAUUUCCCGUUAUCGCACGUGCUAGCUGGGGCUUUUGGGGCUCAUAUAUCGCUAUCAUUUCACGAGUCAUCCUUGCUGUCUUCUGGUUUGCCAUCCAGAAUGUCAAUGGCGGAAAUGCAGUCCGUGUCAUGAUCGGAGCAAUCUGGCCAAGCUUUUUGACUCUGCCAAAUGGCAUCCCCGAGUCACAGGGUAUCACGACCAGCGGUAUGAUCGGAUUUCUCCUUUUCUGGUUGCUCCAGGUUCCAUUCCUCUGCAUGCAUCCAAACAAUCUGCGCUGGUUGUUCACAGUCAAAUCAAUCAUAGUUCCUAUUACAUGGCUGGCUAUGUUGAUAUGGGCUUUCGUCACCGUGAAAGGUGGUGGCAGUGUCUUUGACCAACAGGCUCCAACAGUCUCCGGAUCCAAGUACAGCUGGCUGUUCUUGGCCAAUAUGACUUCAGUCUUGGGAAACUAUGCACCUUUAUCUCUCAACCAGUCCGAUUUCAGUCGCUAUUCCCGCGUCAGUGUCAAGUGGCAGCUCCUUUAUAUCCCCAUGCUACCAAUUGUAUUCACGUUCUUCUCCUUCAUUGGCAUCGCUGCAUCGUCCGCCGGACAGAUCCACUAUAACCUCGAGACCAUCCCCUGGGACCCAAUGGUUCUGAUCAGCUACUGGCCGAACCGCGCGUGUCGCUUUUUCGGCGCCGCUUCCUUCACGCUAGCCGCCCUGGGCGUGAACAUCUCGGCGAACUCCCUUUCAGCCGCUAACGACUUCACUGCACUUGCACCACGCUAUAUCAACAUCCGACGCGGCCAGCUCCUAUGCGCCGUGUUGUCCUGGUGUCUUGUUCCCUGGAAAAUCCUCGCAUCGGCAGGAAACUUCCUCAGUUUCAUGUCUGCAUACGCCAUUUUCCUUGGCCCUAUUGCUGCAAUCAUGAUGUUUGACUUCUGGGUUGUCAACCGUCGUAAAUAUGACAUUCUUGCUCUAUAUCAGCCCAGUAACCCGACAUAUCGGUAUACAUUCGCCAUCCCGGGCCUGGGGAUCAAUGUUGGCGUCGGUGUACAUCCGUUUGACUUUGGGUGGCUGUUGGGCUUUGUUGCGACUUCUAUUGUAUAUCUGCUGUUAUCAUGGGCGUUCCCUGCGAAGGAGACUCAGGUCGACCGCGCUGUUCUACCUGAUGAGAUAUAUGAUAGAGGUACGGUGGUGGACGGACUGGAAUCAGACGACCCAGAUCGAAAGGAUGUGAUUACUGAUACACAGGAGAAAGAUGUGGAAAAGGCUGUCUAA
This is a messenger RNA of Penicillium concentricum, 1572 nucleotides long. Its product is annotated as nucleobase cation symporter-1 family protein. The record is from RefSeq and is a predicted model, not a curated record. NCBI's taxonomy places the organism in Eukaryota, Fungi, Ascomycota, Eurotiomycetes, Eurotiales, Aspergillaceae. The coding region runs from base 1 to 1572 and encodes 523 amino acids. Gene Ontology annotation, biological process: transmembrane transport; nucleobase transport. Gene Ontology annotation, molecular function: nucleobase transmembrane transporter activity. Gene Ontology annotation, cellular component: plasma membrane. The transcript is spliced from 3 exons.